Messenger RNA from Cynocephalus volans (Philippine flying lemur), 1998 nucleotides. Its product is annotated as intraflagellar transport protein 70B-like. Gene Ontology annotation, molecular function: protein binding; intraciliary transport particle B binding. Gene Ontology annotation, biological process: intraciliary transport. Bases 1 to 1998 code for a protein of 665 amino acids. NCBI's taxonomy places the organism in Eukaryota, Metazoa, Chordata, Mammalia, Dermoptera, Cynocephalidae. The record is from RefSeq and is a predicted model, not a curated record. The transcript has a single exon. Gene Ontology annotation, cellular component: intraciliary transport particle B; axonemal microtubule.
AUGGCGGGGCUGGGCGGCGCGCAGAUCCCCGAUGGGGAGUUCACCGCGGUGGUGUACCGGCUCAUCCGGGAUUCCCGCUACGCCGAGGCGGUGCAGCUGCUGGGCGGGGAGCUGCAGCGCAGCCCCAGGAGCCGCGCCGGCCUGUCGCUGCUGGGCUACUGCUACUACCGCCUGCAGGAGUUCGCGCUGGCGGCCGAGUGCUAUGAGCAGCUGGGCCAGCUGCACCCCGAACUGGAGCAGUACCGCCUGUACCAGGCCCAGGCCCUGUACAAGGCCUGCCUCUAUCCAGAGGCGACCCGGGUCGCCUUCCUCCUCCUAGACAACCCCGCCUACCACAGCCGGGUCCUCCGCCUGCAGGCUGCUAUCAAGUACAGCGAGGGCGAUCUGCCAGGGGCCAGGAGCCUGGUGGAGCAGAUACUGAGUGGGGAAGGGGGAGAAGAAAGUGGGGGCGAGAACGAUCUUGACGGCCAGGUUAACCUGGGUUGUUUGCUGUACAAGGAGGGACAGUACGAAGCUGCGUGUUCCAAGUUCUUUGCUGCCCUGCAGGCCUCGGGCUACCGGCCUGACCUUUCCUACAAUCUGGCUUUGGCCUGUUAUAGCAACAGGCACUAUGCCCCGGCGCUGAAGCACAUCGCUGACAUUAUUGAGCGUGGCAUCCGCCAGCACCCAGAGCUAGGUGUGGGCAUGACCACUGAGGGCAUUGACGUUCGCAGUGUCGGUAACACUUUAGUCCUCCACCAGACUGCUUUGGUGGAAGCUUUCAACCUCAAGGCAGCCAUAGAAUACCAGCUGAGAAACUAUGAGGCGGCUCAGGAAGCCCUCACUGACAUGCCACCUAGGGCAGAAGAAGAGUUGGACCCUGUGACCCUGCACAACCAGGCACUAAUGAACAUGGAUGCCAGGCCUACAGAAGGCUUUGAAAAGCUACAGUUUUUGCUCCAGCAGAACCCCUUUCCCCCAGAGACUUUUGGCAACCUGUUGCUGCUCUACUGUAAGUAUGAGUAUUUUGACCUGGCAGCAGAUGUCCUAGCAGAAAAUGCCCAAAUGACUUAUAAGUUCCUUACCCCCUAUCUCUAUGACUUCUUGGAUGCCGUGAUCACUUGCCAGACAGCCCCUGAAGAGGCUUUCAUUAAGCUUGAUGGGCUAGCAGGGACGCUGACUGAGCAGCUCCGGAGACUGACCAAACAAGUGCAGGAAGCAAGACACAAUAGAGACGAAGAAGCUGUCAAAAAGGCAGUAAAUGAAUAUGAUGACACCCUUGAGAAGUAUAUUCCUGUGUUGAUGGCCCAGGCAAAAAUCUACUGGAACCUGGAAAAUUAUUCGAUGGUGGAAAAGAUCUUCCGCAAAUCUGUGGAAUUCUGUAAUGACCAUGAUGUGUGGAAGUUGAAUGUGGCUCAUGUUCUGUUCAUGCAGGAAAACAAAUACAAAGAAGCCAUUGGUUUUUAUGAGCCCAUAGUCAAGAAGCAUUACGAUAACAUCCUGAAUGUCAGUGCUAUUGUACUAGCUAACCUCUGUGUUUCAUAUAUCAUGACAAGUCAGAAUGAAGAAGCUGAGGAGUUGAUGAGGAAGAUCGAAAAGGAGGAAGAGCAGCUCUCCUAUGAUGACCCAAAUAAGAAGAUCUAUCACCUCUGCAUUGUGAAUUUGGUGAUAGGAACACUUUAUUGUGCUAAAGGAAAUUAUGACUUUGGUAUUUCUCGAGUUAUCAAAAGCCUGGAACCUUAUAAUAAAAAACUGGGAACUGAUACCUGGUAUUAUGCCAAAAGAUGCUUCCUGUCCUUAUUAGAAAACAUGUCAAAACACACAAUCAUGCUGCGUGACAGUGUUAUUCAAGAAUGUAUCCAGUUUUUAGAACACUGUGAACUUUAUGGCAGAAACAUACCUGCUGUUAUUGAACAACCCCUGGAAGAAGAAAGAAUGCAUAUUGGAAAGAAUACGGUCACAUAUGAAUCUAGACAGUUGAAAGCUUUGAUUUAUGAGAUUAUAGGGUGGAAUAUGUAG